This is a messenger RNA of Bombus pyrosoma, 1163 nucleotides long. RefSeq lists its product as uncharacterized. The record is from RefSeq and is a predicted model, not a curated record. NCBI's taxonomy places the organism in Eukaryota, Metazoa, Arthropoda, Insecta, Hymenoptera, Apidae. The coding region runs from base 236 to 661 and encodes 141 amino acids. The transcript has 5 exons.
GCGUGCCACUUGACCGGGUUCAUCCGCUGUGCUGCAUUCUGCCCUAACGAACCAAUAGGAUGCUUGUUGACCAGCCGACGAAUCAGGUCGAUCUGCUCGAGUGCCAGUUGGACCGAGUCGAGGUGCUGAGAGGAACAUGGCACGUAAGCUGACCAAAACUGUAACAAGAACAACAGAGAAUCUCGGCGGCGAUCAAACCUAGCUGGAUUGGAAGCCAUCGUUGAUCGACCAGACAAUGGCGUUAGUCUCGCGAAGACGUCACGUAAUUGCGGGUCUAUUGUUAUCGCCGAUGAACCAUGUCCACCGACUGGGGCAAUGCCGAAUUAACGUGACUCCGGAGGUAGUGCACGCAGCCAGUACCCGGAAACAAUCGGCGAUAUACAGACUAAAAAGUAUGGCGAAACAACUACGCUCAGCGAGAGUUAACACUUUACCGACCGCUAACGGUUCAACAGCAUACGCGCGUCCGACCAGCAGCUCAGACGCAGAUUCUUCCUGGCGCCGGCUCUGUUUCGGUUUAGACUCUCCAAUACCAUUCUUUUCGUUCAUCGCGAACGCGAGCACAUUCAGGUUCACCGGAUCGACAGAGGGGCUUCAGUGGCACAGAAAGUUGGCCUGCUCUGGGGGCAAAAGGCGACCAGGUGGCGACCUCCGUAUCUAAGCGGCAAGGCAUUCGACCUUUCGCCCCCAACGACGCCAGCGAACCGCGAAAUGAAAAUUUUAUCGGCGCAUCGAACCAGCAGACGAAAUCUCCCGAUAUUACUUAAUAACGAGCCACGAUGGAUGAGAACGCCGGACGUUUGCAGCUGCGCGGAGAAAUGAAAAGGCCGCCGUGAAUUAAGUCCCGAUCGUCGUUUCUCUAUCCUUCCGUGUGCUUCGAUUCAGAAACGUUCGCAACUAUAUAGAAUUUUUCUGAUUCGCAUUUCAACCAUAUGGUUGAUUCUUAAGCAAUUUUUUAUUCAGCUUCUAUAAAACUAAUAUUAACGAAAUAUUGCAAUUUACAAAUUAUAAAUUACUUAUUGAUUUUCUCAUAGAAUUGAAAUAAAUUCGAUAAUAGAAGAAACGAAAUGUAUGCAAAUGACAAACCAUCCGAUUAUAUCGUUAGGUUGUCGGAAAAGUGUCUUUCUUUUACAGACACGUGUUUUACAACGAUGCAUCUUUAU